AUGGGCGAUCAGGCACAACAGAAUUUUCUGGCCUUGCUAGCCGCGCAAGCAGCUACACAAAACAAUAUGCCCAUGAAUUUACUUUUUCCAAAUUUAAAUUUUGGUAUGACGAACACAGUCGACAUGAUGUUUUGGAAUAUGGCACAUUUGUCGCAACCGGGAUUGCUGUUGCAACAACAACAACAGCAACCACAAGAAUCAUUUGAAGAAGUGCUAAGAAGGAUGGCCACUGCAAGUGCAAGAUCAGCUAAUAUCGUUGCUGAUAGACAACAAACGAAUCGGGGUACUGAUAAUGCAGAUAACAACGAAUUGACGCUGCGAGCAACUGGACAUUUUGUUGCUGACAUAGCUUCUACUUCUUCUACGAAUGUUGGCAUCCUGACCUCUGUUCCGGAUUCUCCAACAAAAGGUUUGGAACCGGGUGAAAUACCGAAGCGGAGGGAUAGCAAUAGAACGAGAAAUGGUAUGUCUUCGCAAUUAUCACCUUCGUCGUCAUCAUCAUCUUCAUCAGUUGGAGGAGUAUCGUUGAAUUCAAAUCUUUUAGAAGCAUCAGCACGCUGCUAUGCUGCACUUGCAGCUACAGCUUCGCAACAACAUCAGCAACACAGUGAGCUUAUUGCUGCCGUGUUGCAAAGUGCUGCUAAUUAUGAAAGAGCUAGAGCCCGAGUUGCAACUACUAGCACUGUCACAACUGCUUGUCCCAGUGGUAGCAGUAGUAGUAAUAGUACUCAUAUAUUGAAGAGGACUGCAUUGACUCAUCAGCAUGCCAGCAGUGGCUUAAGUACAUGCCGAAAAGAGGAAGGCCUUCGAUCAUGUGCAGUAUCUACAAAAAUUUCUUCGCACGAAUCAGUGCUGACAUCACCAUCAUCGGCUAGACUUACUGAUUCGCCUUUGGAUUUAUCGUUUCACAAACCAAGAAAUGGUACAACAGGGGAGCGUGGUCGUAUUUUUAGUGAACACACCAGCGGAGCGGAUUCCGAUGGUUCAAGAAAGCGUACACAAGCUGAUGCCUCUUUAAUACGAAUACCACUGAAAUCUGGCUGGCGACGUCAGACUUGCAUCCGAACAAUAAGUGCAAGCGGAGUUCGAGGUGAUGUUAUUUACUAUGCACCAUGUGGUAAAAAACUUGGUUCAUACGCUGAAGUGACGCGGUACCUUACAAAGAAGAAUAUCAAAGAUAUCGGCAGAGAGAAUUUCAGCUUCAGCUGUAAGGUUAUUGUUGGUGAGUACAUCUUGUUCAAAGAUGAUGAAGAUGGUUCAAAGGUUCCUGACAGGGUAUCGGAAGAAAGAAUUCUGGCAGAAAUUGCUAACUGUUCUGCUACCAACACUGUUCGUCGAACGUCUGGUACCCAUAUGAAAGCAACCCUUUCUUCGGGAACAACCGAUCUUCCUGGAACAGUUGCCCCAUCAGCUGACAAGAAUUUACUGAAAUUGACUGAGGAUAAUGCACUGAAACAAUUGCAUCGCCAACUCCUGCGACGUCAGGGAGAACAGCAAAUGUAUGCGCAGCUAUUGCUUACUUUCGGUCAGCACGUUCAACAACAACAGCAACGCCAUUUUCAUCAGCAGCAACAACAACAACAAAAACAGCAACCAUCGCUUAUUACAGUGGAGGGGAAAUCAGCAGCUGAAGUGGAACCUGAAAUCAAGAGACCUAAAAUAGAUGAAUCUGAGUCAACAACAUCACGGCACACAACACCCUCAGUCAUACCAGUUGCAACUUCCUUAAUUUCUAGUACUGCUAGUAAUAUUAUUCCUUCUCAUAUUGUUACCACUACCACUACUGCUGCUGUUGCCGGUUCUACUGCUCCAGCUACAGAAGUAAAACUACCAAAGCUAGAACUCAGUGAAGAAGAAAAGCAGGAAGAACGUUUGAAAGCACUUCGACUGCCGACGGACGAUCUUUUGAUCGAAGAAGCACGGAAAUUACCCACGCUUGAUUCUAUCGAAAAUCUCAGUGUUAGUGCAUCAACGUUUGCUAAUGUUUUGAUGGUUGAUGAAUUUAUACGUAAUUUCGGUCACGUUUUGAAAAUUGAUUUAAAUGCAAUACCGACGCUAAACGAGUUCCUGGCAGGUUUACAAAAUCAUCCGAAUUAUAUCAAAGGUUUCCUUCUACUCACUAAAAUUUUACUACAACUGGUCCUCGAAUAUCCUGGAUUGCCAUCAGGAAUUGCCGGGCGAACUCCUCUCGGACAAGCACUCAAGGAUGUGGGUGUCCAUCGGGAGAAUUACUCAGAAUUACUAAAGAUGUUUCUUUUAUCACGUGAUGAAGAGGGAAAAAAGCUGGGUACCAAACUAGAAUACUGCUCGUUCGAGUGUUUAGAUCCAGAAUCAAAAGCUGCGAUUUUAGCCUUUCUAUGUAACGAACUGCUGUACUGCCGGAACGUUGUUCGCGAUAUUGAAUCGAAUAUGGAAGAAAUGACGCGUUUGAAAGGUGAAAAGUGGCUACGAGAAGGUAAAUCACGUGCUUUGCGAGCAGUACAGACACGAAAGCGAGCAGCGCUAAAACGACUGAGGCAUGAUAUCAGAGAUGAUGAUACCUUAUCUAGUCGAGCUGGUACUCCUGGUUCGGAACCUUCUGAUGUUUCCGAAGAAGUGGAACCGGCAUUGCAACCAUCGCGGCUGAAAGCACUCACACCAGGCCUUGGACAGUGCGAUGUGUUAACUGAAGAAGAGGAGGCAAUGACCGUUGAUGAAUUGGAUGAGUAUAUCGGAAAGCUCAAUAAUGAAGCGGAAGAGCUACGUGAAAGGCACAACACAUUGAUCAAUCGUGUGCGCAUUCAACCUAUUGGACAGGAUCGUUUUCAUCGUUUCUAUUGGAUUUUACCACGUCUUGGUGUCCCACUGGUGGAAAGCAUUGCUUCAUCGGGUCUCCACAAUCCAGCGGUUAAUGUCGAUAUCACUUGUCGGCAGGAUCCGCCAUCCAUUGCUGAGGAUCCGCAAAAUUUUAUCGAUCCGAAUGUCAUUGCUUGUUUGGAAGAUAUCCUGGAUACUUUAUGUGGCAAUGAAGAACGCCCAGACAGAGGAAAAAAAGUACGUUUACGUAGACUGGAUAACAAGUGCAAACGUGGUUGGUGGAUGAUAUCAAAUGGGAAACUAAUGGAGCAACUGCGGGGUGCGUUUCACGGUCGAGGUAUACGGGAGCGGGUAUUACAUCGUUUGCUUAUUAAAGACAAUUUCACAUUCAAUCCAAGUACUCAAUUAAAAUUGGAGCGUGUUAGUCGGCCGUUGACAAACAACGAAAUCAACAAAGCAAUGAUAAUAAGACUUGCUGCCCUUAUUUCAUCAUUUGAACAAAAAGUUGUCGCAGCCAAUAUUCACUGUCGACCAAUGUUUCCGACUGGAGAUAACCGCGACGAUGAUACAGAAAGUGAAGAUAGUCUGGAUGCUUGGACUUUGGAUGAUGGUUAUGUAUUGACUGAUGAAGCAGAAAUUAAUGAAGACUGUCCACUGUUCGAGUGGGAUAAUUUCAAAGCGUUGAAAGUGCGACUUUUAGAAGUCGAGAAAAGUAUUGAACGUCGGUAUUUGCUUCAUCGCUAUUAUGCAGGUUCUACGAUACCGGCUGAGAAGAUCCUGCGCACUCAACAACAGAAUAAUCAAAAUGGUAGCAGUGCAGAUACAAGUAGCAUCGUAGAUGUUAGUGAAGUCCAAUCAGAAACUAGUGAUUCAAUCAACUCCAAUUGUCCGUUUGAUGGUGCCGCUAUCACGGUUGAUGAAAGUGGUAAUACUGAACUUUUACAGCGUUGGCGUAAUUACGUUCAGCAAGCUAAAACUGGUGGACAAAUUAUGUUUGCACUGCAGGCUUUGGACUCAGCCAUUGCAUGGGAAAAAUCGAUAAUGAAAGCGAGCUGUCAGAUUUGUCGAACAAGUGAGAAUGAAAGUCAACUGUUACUUUGUGAUGCUUGUGACAUGGGUUAUCAUAUGUACUGCUUCCGUCCACGAAUAGCUACAGUCCCAGAUGGUGAGUGGUACUGCCCUUUAUGUGUCCAGCGAGCCUGUCGAAAGGUGCUUUGCCUUCUUUGUGCCAAGUGGAAUCGCCCAAAUUCGCAGCCUCUGGAACCGAUUAUCGUAUGUUCGAAAUGUUACAAUGGUUACCAUGCAUCUUGUUUCGAUCGUUCACCAACACUUAAUGAUCCCAAACAAUGGACCUGUCCGGGCUGCCUCAAUGCUGAUGGUUUCUCGACAGAACUCGCAAAUUCUCUUCUAAAUGGUGAUGUGGAAAUAGCGCUUGCUCAACAGGAGGGCCAGGAAAAGCAAACUGGUUGCGUACAGGAGGAUGCAAGCGGACGUCAAGAAGCUCCACGACAUAGGCGAAGAAUGACACCAGCCGACUAUGAUUUUCCUCUAGAUAUGAUGAAGAACCUUUUUAACACGAUGCUGGAUGAGCUGUGGGCGAGACCUGAGUCGGGGCCGUUUCAGUAUCCUGUUGAUACUAAAGAAGUACCAUUUUAUAAAAAAGUCAUCAAAAGACCGAUGGAUCUAAAUCAAAUGCGAAUGAAUGUUGAAAAUAACAAAUACAUAACGCAGGAAAGUUUUAUCGAAGACUUAGAACAGAUUUUCGAAAAUUGUCGAACUUUUAACGAGGAUGAGUCACCGAUUGGUCAGUCUGGAGUGACACUACAUAAAUUCUACUUGAAAAGAUGGAAACAGUUGCGAUAUAAUUACUCGAAACGUUUGAAGCGUUUGAAAAAUCCGCGUCUUGUGCACUCGGUAACACUGUUAUCGUCGUCAUCAUAGGAACAAAUCAAUAAGAGCAGCGAACAACCAGUAUGAAUGAUCUAGGUUCUUUGACUCGGGCAAGUGUGGAUGGCGUCAGGGACAUCAGAAGUGACAGAUCGAAAAUGAACAGAUCUCUUAUGUUGAAUAGUUAUUAUAUUUUCUUCUCGACACAGCAUACCGAUUAUGCUUCCUGCAUGAUGUCCAUUCAGUUUCGCCAGCAAUAUGGUCGGAGGUGAAACGAUUGGCAUCGUGGUCUUCCUUUGCAGCCAAAUAUUAGAGCUAUUUUAGUUUGUCAAAUUUCUUCCUGAAUAUUGAAGUAAUUGUAACGUAUACUCUGUCUAAUACAUGUUUCAGUAUUUGGAUUUGAAACAACGGAAAUAUCGCUUUCAAAUCCACCUCUUAUUGUUUAGUUCUGUCUUGCUAUCCUCUGUUUUAAUAAGUUGGA
This is a messenger RNA of Loa loa (African eye worm), 5164 nucleotides long. Its product is annotated as bromodomain containing protein. The transcript is spliced from 26 exons. Gene Ontology annotation, molecular function: DNA binding; protein binding. The record is from RefSeq and is a predicted model, not a curated record. Bases 1 to 4737 code for a protein of 1578 amino acids. Lineage: Eukaryota; Metazoa; Nematoda; Chromadorea; Rhabditida; Onchocercidae.